Daphnia magna is the source of this 1037-nucleotide messenger RNA. RefSeq names its product peptide methionine sulfoxide reductase MsrB. The record is from RefSeq and is a predicted model, not a curated record. Gene Ontology annotation, cellular component: cytoplasm. Gene Ontology annotation, molecular function: peptide-methionine (R)-S-oxide reductase activity. The coding region runs from base 323 to 901 and encodes 192 amino acids. Gene Ontology annotation, biological process: protein repair; response to oxidative stress. The transcript has 4 exons. NCBI's taxonomy places the organism in Eukaryota, Metazoa, Arthropoda, Branchiopoda, Diplostraca, Daphniidae.
AACGAAAGGAAAAAAAACACGCUCACUUCAACGUCGAACGUUGAAUGUGCUGCACGACUGGCUCGCGAGUCAGCUCACUCCCGUCUUGCCUUUGACCAACCAGCGUUACUCGUCAAGUCCACAUUCCUUGUGAAAUUGUGUGUCGAACAAAAGCCAGCUGUCAUUCAAUCCCAACGUGACUGCAUAGCGACAAAUUAGUAAAUACAAUCAGGGUGUUUGUGUGUGUGUGUGUGUGUAUCAGCUGAUCGCCCGUUUGCGUUCCACAGCCAAGCAGCGUUCUGUUCACCGGUUACUCAACGGAUAUACUCGAGUCUAUCAAGCCAUGGAUCCUACAUCAGCUGAGUUUAAACAAGAUCUACGUCAGCGGCUAACUCCGCUCCAGUGGUCAGUCACGCAAGAGAAGGGUACAGAAAGGGCAUUUACAAACAAGUACUACAAGCUACGAGACAAGGGCAUUUACGAGUGCAUCUCAUGUGGCCGCGAUCUCUUCGAUUCGGCGACCAAAUACGACUCGGGUUCAGGAUGGCCAGCUUUCUAUGACGUCAUCGAUCCUAAAGGAGUCAAACUAACAAAAGAUGCCUCUCAUGUCGGGGCCAAUCUACUUCUUAUAAUCGCCAAUCCAGGUUUGGUGAGAACCGAAGUAAGCUGCUCCAAUUGCCGCGCUCAUCUUGGACAUUUGUUUACUGACGGUCCCAAACCAACUGGUCUACGGUACUGCAUUAAUUCCUCGUCCUUAAAUUUCCGUCAAGCCGCCGAAGUCGAUAUGGAAAGUCAAGAGACGGGAGAAAAGUCGUUCAGCCCAAGUACUUUCAGUUUCCCCGCCACUCAGGGUGGAUGCGGCCCGCUUAGGUGCGGAGAUACAAGUCUAUCGUGCGCUAAGAAAGUAAACGGCACAGUUUGAUUUCUGCGGAAUAUGUUCAAAACAAUCGAAGCGACAAUAUGUUACGAAAAGGAUGUGCUGCCUAUCUUUUGUAUUAUUUAAUGGUGGAUAGCUGUGCCCUUAAAAUGUACGAAAGAAAUACACAGCUACCAGUGAU